This is a messenger RNA of Aspergillus japonicus CBS 114.51, 1298 nucleotides long. Its product is annotated as ER lumen protein retaining receptor. Gene Ontology annotation, molecular function: ER lumen protein retrieval receptor activity. The coding region runs from base 330 to 971 and encodes 213 amino acids. Gene Ontology annotation, cellular component: membrane; endoplasmic reticulum; cis-Golgi network. Gene Ontology annotation, biological process: endoplasmic reticulum to Golgi vesicle-mediated transport; protein retention in ER lumen. The transcript has 7 exons. The record is from RefSeq and is a predicted model, not a curated record. NCBI's taxonomy places the organism in Eukaryota, Fungi, Ascomycota, Eurotiomycetes, Eurotiales, Aspergillaceae.
GUGCCAGGUGGAUCAAACCCGAAGUUCAUCAAUAGUUUUUGAUUCUGUGAUUGGCCUUCCGUGCUCCGGCAUCCUGUAUUACGGCAUCAAGUCUUCAGGAAGUGUGGGGCGCACCUUCCCUUCUCCCAUGUCGCGCGGAGCUUGCUGUUUUCGUGUCAACAUUAAGUCAACAUAGGAAGUGAGACAGAUAUUCUCAAGUCAAUUUAUCCGAGCUUCUGUUCACCCUCCAUAGUUACCUGACUAUCUUGAACCUGCGUCUUCCUUCUCAGAUAAAUCUUCUCAUUAAUUCUUCCUUUGGUUGGAUUGAAAGCCAAUACCUAUCUUUCACCAUGAACAUCUUCAGGUUAGCAGCCGAUUUCUCUCAUCUCGCAUCUAUCUUUAUUCUUUUGCAGAAAAUGAAGUCGUCGAGUAGCUGCUCGGGACUAUCAUUUAAAUCUCAGGUUCUAUACCUAAUGGUUUUCAUCACGCGAUAUCUUGAUUUGUUUUGGGCUUUUACGGACUCCCUCUACAAUACAACUUUCAAAAUCUUGUUCAUAGGCUCUUCAGCUUAUAUCAUUUAUCUCAUGCUCACCGAGUACAAGCCCACGCAUGAUCCGAACCUCGAUACCUUCAAGGUGCAAUAUCUUCUCUGUUUCAGUACCCUUUUGGCUUUGUUGUUUCCCCACGACUACACCAUCUCAGAGAUUCUUUGGACGUUUUCCAUAUGGUUAGAAUCAGUAGCUAUUCUUCCGCAACUUUUCAUGCUUCAGCGCACCGGAGAAGCAGACACCAUAACAACACACUAUCUUUUUGCGCUAGGCCUUUACCGCGCUCUUUACAUCCCCAAUUGGAUCUACAGGUAUUAUGCUGAACGUCACUUUCACUCUAUUCCAGUCAUUGCUGGCAUCGUACAAACACUGCUAUAUUCGGAUUUCUUCUAUAUCUACUAUACCAAGGUGAUGAAGGGUAAAAAGUUCUCACUCCCGGUCUAAGCCAGGUUGUAGCGUGGUAUACUUUGACUCACAAACGAGAUAAGGCUACUCGAUCUGCGGAGUUUCAUUUGACUUUACUCUAACAGAGAACCACAUUAUCAUUGAUCAGCAGGACAAUGUUUGAUGCUGUCUUUCCCUUUCCUUUCGAUCAUGCUUUUCAGCAUCCAAUACAUUUUGAGAAUUUGUCACGAAAUAUGUAUUCGUCGUUGCCUAAUCCUGGUGGUCAAUCUGUAUUAUAGUUGGAAAACUCUAGACUUCUAUUCUCAAAGGGUGGCACUGUUAAAAGAAUCUUUAAAACAAGGUCCUCUACUCAAUUCACAAACGAGU